AUUCACGGCACAUCCCACCUUACCCUGUCUUGCACCCCCUCCUAAUCUACUGGCGGCCUCGCCUUCUCACGGACCUAAUAUCUCUCUCUCCCCUUCCAACAUGUCGCGGCGACCCAAUCCCGCCGCUGAUCGAGCCGAACAGAAUCGCCAAACUCUCAAGAGCCUGGUGAAACUCGAAGCCAACAAGAGCUGUGCGGACUGCAAGAGGAAUAAACACCCGCGAUGGGCUAGUUGGAAUCUAGGCAUUUUCGUCUGCAUACGAUGUUCGGGUAUUCACCGUGGUAUGGGAACACAUAUCAGUCGAGUCAAGUCCGUUGACCUUGACUCCUGGACCGACGAGCAGCUUCAGAGUAUGCUGAAGUGGGGCAACGCGAGGGCCAACAAGUACUGGGAAGCCAAACUGGCCCCUGGACACACACCAUCCGAAGCGAAGAUCGAGAACUUUAUACGUACCAAGUAUGAAUCGAAGCGAUGGGUCAUGGACGGCGGCAUACCAGAUCCUUCAACCCUGGAUGUUUCAGACGACGAUAUGCCCCUGAAGAAGGUCCAAGAGAAAGUGCAAAUUGAGCGGUCCGCUUCACAGCGCCUCGGAUCUGUCUCCAGACAGCCUCCGCCGGUACAGGCCAGGGCGCAGCCAGCGAUUGACCUAUUCGGCGAUGAUCCCACCCCGGCACCCCCACGACCGAGUACAGGCCCUCCACUUGCGAGAGCAGUCCCCCCGAAAUCGGAUCCGGCGCCUCCAAAGCAAACAAGGGCUGGAGACUCGCUGUUGGGAUUGGAUUUCUUGGGGGGCGGUUCGUCUACCCAGCCAGCGAGACCCUCCAGCACGGGGCCAGCGGCCGCCGCCUCGUCGCGGCCAGAUUUGAAGCAGUCGAUCUUGUCACUGUAUGCAUCAGCCCCGAAACCACCUCCGCAACCGCAGAUACAGCAUGGCCGGCAAGAGUCUUUUGGUGGUCUUACGUCGCCAGGCGCCUCCCAGUCACAGCAAUCUCCUCAGCAGUCUAGUUUUGGUGGACUGAACGAUGCAUUCAGCAGCUUGUCAUUUAGCUCACAACCCGCGCCUCCGCAACCGAAGCCCUCUCCGUUUUCUGGCCUAGAUAGUUUCUCGAGUACGCGAUCGCCACCGCCAGCUUCGUCAUCAUCCAUGUUCGGCGGUGGAGGAAGUUUCUUUGAUUCUACUCCCAGGUCACCACCGGCUCCCCAAUCUCAGGGUCAAAAACGGGCUACUAGCACAUCAGGCUUUGGAGACUUCUCAGCCUUUACCUCACCAGCGCCAUCCGCACCGGCAAAGCCUGCAGCUUCUUCGGGCAUGAACGACCUUCUUGACCUUUCUAUGCCCGCUCCUGCCCCGCCCGCUCCCAGCAACCCCAUCUCUUCCCCUCCAAUUUCAUCCCCACCCAUCAACUCGGCGUUUAAUUUGUCAUCACCAGCCGCACCAGCCGCACCAAAGCCUGCGCCAGCUGCAGCACCUCCUGCAGCAAUAAACUUUUCCGGUUUCUCGAACAUGGACGCGUGGGGUAGUACAGACGCUUGGGCAUCCUCCGCACCAAGUCAACCUGCUGCUCCGACCACCACCUCACAAACCCAGCCGAAGAGCCCUGGUGGUUGGGGGUCGCAUACUAGCCCUCAUAUAACACAAGACGAUGACUUUGGCGGCUGGAGUAGUGCUCCUCCUCCUGUGCCUAGUGCUACGACUCUUCCGCAGACUCAUACUCAUGCACACAUGCCGGGUUCUACGCCGAGUGCGAGUAAGCCGGCCGGUGGAUUUGGGGGCGGCGAUGAUUUGUUCUCAAAUGUUUGGGAAUAAGACGAAGUCUAACGAGGGAAAGUGGCUUGUUUGAGCGUGCUUGGGCAUUGCGUAGAUUUACGAACCUUGGGAGGGCAGGAAACGCACCGGAAGUUCCGAAACGGAGUCUGCGGUGUACGGAUUCGCGUG
Molecule: messenger RNA, 1936 nt
Organism: Lindgomyces ingoldianus
Lineage: Eukaryota; Fungi; Ascomycota; Dothideomycetes; Pleosporales; Lindgomycetaceae
Product: ArfGap-domain-containing protein
Exons: 6
Coding region: 101-1807 (568 amino acids)
Biological process (GO): endoplasmic reticulum to Golgi vesicle-mediated transport; intra-Golgi vesicle-mediated transport; endocytosis
Cellular component (GO): Golgi apparatus
Molecular function (GO): metal ion binding; GTPase activator activity
Source: RefSeq, a predicted model, not a curated record